AUGAACAGACCUAGAAAGAAGAAGGAAUUGUCCCUUCUAGAAGAGCUAAAGGAGUUGGAUUUACUAGAAGAAGAAGAGAUAGUAGAGAUCCCAGAUUUGGAGAAUGACGAUCUAAUAGAAGAGAACUCCCAAAGCAUCAUCGUCCGUUGUUUAAACCCAACUGUGCAUAAGGUGGGAGGUCUAAUCAAAGCCUUACCACCAAUUUGGGGAAUGGAAGAUAGAGUAGUUGGAGAGGAGUCGGCGAGCAUCGAGCCCAAUUCAUCUUUCAGAACGAGAGAGAUUUGUCCCAUGCUCUGCACAGAGGCCCCUGGUUCGUCAACGGCAGCUGUAGAAGCUCUGGUUAAGCCUCUAGGAAGGGUUGAGAUAGUGGAACUCCAUGCUAAGCAGUCUAGUUCACUAGAAUAUGUGACAGCCAGAGUCUGGGUCAAAGCUGACGAACCAUUGCAAUUCAGGAAGAUGGCUCAUUUCAGAACGGGUGAAAGAGCUCCUGUAGAGCUCGAUGCACAAGCCGCAGGUGGGGAGAAAGAAGUCAGCUAUGCAAAAAUCUGA
Molecule: messenger RNA, 549 nt
Organism: Arabis nemorensis
Lineage: Eukaryota; Viridiplantae; Streptophyta; Magnoliopsida; Brassicales; Brassicaceae
Source: the annotation of a GenBank genome assembly